AUGUAUGUCAGAAUUCACUUGUCAACAAUGUAUAGUAGAGUUUACUUAUCAAGAAUGUAUAGUAGAGUUUACUUGUCAAGAAUGUAUAGUAGAGUUUACUUAUCAAGAAUGUAUAGUAGAGUUUACUUGUCAAGAAUGUAUAGUAGAGUUUACUUAUCAAGAAUGUAUAGUAGAGUUUACUUGUCAAGAAUGUAUAUCAGAGUUUACUUGUCAAGAAUGUACGUAACAGGUCGUACAUGUUCGUAA
This is a messenger RNA of Lottia gigantea (owl limpet), 246 nucleotides long. RefSeq lists its product as hypothetical. NCBI's taxonomy places the organism in Eukaryota, Metazoa, Mollusca, Gastropoda, Lottiidae. The coding region runs from base 1 to 246 and encodes 81 amino acids. The record is from RefSeq and is a predicted model, not a curated record. The transcript has a single exon.